AAUUCUAGCUGUAGAUGGAUUGCUUGUGAGAAUGGGUUACACAUUACCCUGGACUGCUUAUGAUAGUGGCUCUGUCAUCAAAGGGCCCAUUUCACUAAAGAAUGAAGUUGUCUAACCCUGUUGGCUGUAAGUAAAAUGGAUCACAUCCAUCUUCUACCAUCUCUGCAUUGACAGCUAGAUUCAUUUGCUGAAUGUUUUCAGAAUGGUGCCUUUGUGGAUUCUGAACAUGUUCCUGACUGCACUUUUUGUGCUUCAGACUGAUGAAAUAAAUGCAGGUUCUGGGGAAGUCCGAGGCAAUUUGGUUGUUCACAAUGCUGUACAGCAAGCGAUCAAAAUGGUGGACAGAGCAUACAAAGAAAGCAGAGAUGACCACAAGGUUAAACUGGCAAAAGGGGCCCUGACUUCAGCUGACCUGCUGGCCUAUUUUAAGCAGCCUAUGGGAGAAACUAGAACUGCGGUGCGGUCUGCAGAGUACAUGGAAACUGCACUAAAGCUCAUCCAGCACAAUGUCAAGGGCUUCUACAAAAACCGGCUCAAUAUAACAGAUCUAUUAACGCAGACAGAUAUGGACACCAUCUCGAGGAUCACUGGCUGCUCAGCUCCAUCCCUGCCCACAGUUUGUGGGGGUGACUGUUGGUCAAACAGAUAUAGGACCAUCAACUCUCAGUGCAACAACAGGAAGAAUCCUCGUCUGGGAGCAGCUAAUGGUGCGUUUGCCCGCUGGCUCCCAGCUCAAUAUGAGGAUGGGUUUUCACUUCCAAAGGGCUGGAACAGAAGGACGUUAUAUUCAGGAUUUCGUCUGCCGCUGGUGCGAAGAGUAUCGAAUAAAAUUCUGCAGGUGGCCAACCAGAUGAUACCCCUGGACCAGGACUAUGCUCACAUCUUUGUGCAAUGGGGCCAAUGGCUUGAUCAUGACCUGGACUUAGCCCCUCAAUCAGGCAGCAUCCAAACUUUCAACGAAGGCAUUCAUUGUGAUAAAACAUGUGCACGGAGAAGUCCAUGUUUUCCCAUCAGGAUACCUAGGAAUGACUACAGGUUCAAUAGCAGUGUCGGCUGCAUGCCUUUCUUGCGAUCAGCUCCUGUAUGUGGCAUCGGUGAUCUGGGCUCAUCCUUUGGACACUUUCACAAUCACGUUCGGGAACAACUAAAUGCUGUAACAGCCUUUAUCGAUUCCAGUAUGGUGUACGGGAGCGUCAGAUUUGUUGCAAAUCGAAUCCGAAACCAUACCACUGAUCUGGGAAUGCUGAUGAUUAACCAAAACUACUCGGACAAUGGGCUGGAGUACUUACCAUUCAGCAGUGGUGAGCUAGAGAACCCAUGUACUAUGAAUCCCAACAGCACUGGAGUUCCUUGCUUCAUGGCAGGAGAUGGACGUGUGAAUGAGCACCUGGGGCUCUUAUCUUUUCAUGUGUUGUUUCUACGGGAACAUAAUCGCUUGGCAAGAGAGCUGAAGAGACUGAACCCACACUGGAGUGGUGAAACAACGUACCAGGAGGCGAGGAAAAUCAUGGGAGCAUUUCAUCAAAUUAUAACCUUUCGAGACUACAUCCCUAAACUUAUUGGUCCAGCAGCAAUGCGGAAAUUUCUCCCACCUUAUGUUGGUUACAAUUAUUCCAUUGAUCCCAGAAUUGCCAACGUUUUUGCCACAGCUUGUUUUCGGUAUGCACACGUCACCAUUCAGCCACUGGUCCAUCGCUUCAACGAAAACUAUCAGGAACACCCACAAUAUCCAAACAUACCCCUGCGCAGUUCCUUCUUCUCUCCCUGGAGAAUUGUGCAUCAGGGUGGAAUUGAACCAAUUCUUCGCGGAUUACUGGCCAAUCCAGCCAAAAGGCAGAAGCAAAAUCGAAUGAUAGUGGAUGAAUUGCGCCAACACCUGUUUGAGUUGACGAAUCGGCUGCCACUGGACCUGGCCUCAUUAAACCUGCAACGGUCCCGGGAUCAUGGGCUCCCAGGCUAUAAUGCUUGGAGGAGGUUCUGUGGUCUCGCUGAGCCCAAGAAUGUAAAGGAUCUCACAGCAAUCCUCAGAAAUUCUCGUCUGGCAAGGGACCUGUUCAAGCUGUAUGGAACUGCAGAGAACAUCGAGCCAUGGCUAGGGGGAGUGUCAGAGCCAUCAGUGAGAGGUGGAAGGUUGGGUCCGUUGCUUGCCUGCUUGGCAGGGCAGCAGUUCAAAAACCUGAGAGAUGGAGACAGAUUCUGGUGGGAACACCAAGGAGUUUUUACCAUCGAUCAACAAAAAGCUCUGAAGCAAGUCUCACUCUCCAGAGUCAUCUGUGAUAACACCAGGAUUGAAGAAGUCCCUCGUGAUGCAUUUAGGUUUAGGUCCUAUCCAAAAGGAUAUGUGAGUUGCACGCAGAUUUCAAGAGUAGAUCUGAGUGCUUGGAAGGAGAAUGUGGAAGUGAUUCCCUGUGGAUCCGUCCCCAUUGUGGCUCAUGCCCAUUUCACGAUCUGUAAAUCCUCAAUCAGAUACACCUGUGAGUGCGGAUACAUGCUGGUGGGAGCGGAUACAAUAAUGUGUGUGAGUGAUGGACAGUGGGACCCAGCUCCACCCGGCUGCACAGGCUCAUUGACAAAUGAAAUAUGAUACUUCUUUGGUUGUAUUUCAAAAGAAUACAUUGCUAAUUAAGAAUGGCAACAUCUCCUGUUCCCAAUCCCUGUGAGUAUGAUUAGGGUUGGAAGACAAUGUCACACAACCAAUCCAAACACCUCCAACCCCACCUCAUGACGUUUAUAGUACAACUUCAACUUAAGCAUUGCUGACGCGCGUAGGCUUUAGGUGGAAAUAAGAUGAAAUGAUUAUUUAUGUUAACAGAAUUGUAAAAUUCUAGAAUGUAUUAAUGUUCUCACUGAUACCGAAUCAAGAAUUAACAAAUUAAUUCACAUCUGAUUAUGCUUCUGAGAUGCAAUGUAAUUCUGUUGUGGAAUUAGCCCAAUAAAAACCCUGUCUUCACUGA
Molecule: messenger RNA, 2954 nt
Organism: Amblyraja radiata (thorny skate)
Lineage: Eukaryota; Metazoa; Chordata; Chondrichthyes; Rajiformes; Rajidae
Product: eosinophil peroxidase-like
Exons: 15
Coding region: 203-2584 (793 amino acids)
Biological process (GO): response to oxidative stress; defense response to bacterium
Molecular function (GO): peroxidase activity; heme binding
Source: RefSeq, a predicted model, not a curated record